Messenger RNA from Clarias gariepinus (North African catfish), 4862 nucleotides. Its product is annotated as metal transporter CNNM4-like. Lineage: Eukaryota; Metazoa; Chordata; Actinopteri; Siluriformes; Clariidae. Gene Ontology annotation, biological process: magnesium ion homeostasis; magnesium ion transport. Gene Ontology annotation, cellular component: plasma membrane. The coding region runs from base 5 to 2506 and encodes 833 amino acids. Gene Ontology annotation, molecular function: magnesium ion transmembrane transporter activity; sodium ion transmembrane transporter activity. The transcript is spliced from 7 exons. The record is from RefSeq and is a predicted model, not a curated record.
CUGAAUGAGCGAAACAAACAUGGCCACACAGUGGAGCGGACAGGGCGGCUUAUUAACUUUGCUUGUGGUCCUUUGGAGCGCUGUUUGCGGUCACACGGAGACGACGGUCAUAUCCUGGAGCCAGAUACUGGGCAUGAGACUGGAGAGGAGUAACAAGCCGGCCACAAUCAUUGAGGACGGUGUCAUUCAGGUGACAGAAGAGAGCAGCGUCCAGCUAAGGUUUUACGGGCUGCAGCUCAGUUCGGACUCCGCGUCCCAGAUCCGGUUCGUGGAGCUCGUUGAAGAGGAGGAUGACAGAGACUCGGUAAACAGGACUUGUGUCGAUUUUACCAAAGAUAUCAGCGUUGGGAGUUACAUGAACGUCAGCAGUCGAGGGACAUCAGGUGUGGUGAAUGUAACCGUUAAGCCGCUUCGCAAAACUGAGCGCGAGCGGGAGUACAUCGCGUGCAUCAGGAGUCCGGAAGGCAAGUGGCACCUGCUGUCAGAGAACGACGGUAGGUUACAGGUUGUAGAGGAGAGGACCUCUCUGCUCCCUUUGUGGCUUCAGAUCUCCUUGGUGUCUUGCCUGCUUGUCCUGUCCGGCAUGUUCAGUGGACUCAAUCUGGGGCUCAUGGCGUUAGAUCCGAUGGAGCUACAAAUAGUGCAAAGUUGUGGUACCGAUAAAGAAAAAAGGUAUGCACGCAAAAUCAGUCCUAUUCGUAGCAAGGGGAAUUACCUGCUCUGCUCAUUAUUGCUUGGUAAUGUCCUUGUAAAUACCACUCUUACUAUCUUGUUGGAUGAUCUUAUCGGAUCCGGCAUUGGCGCAGUAGCAGUAUCCACUGUGGGCAUUGUGAUCUUUGGUGAGAUCGUGCCACAGGCGCUGUGUUCUCGCCAUGGUUUGGCAGUCGGUGCCAACACCAUCCUGUUGACGAAGUUCUUCAUGCUUCUUACCUUCCCAUUGUCGUUUCCCAUCAGCAAGCUCCUUGACUGCAUUCUGGGACAAGAAAUUGGCAGAGUGUACAACAGGGAGAAGCUGCUGGGAAUGCUAAAGGUGACGGAAGCGUACAUCGACUUGGAAAAGGAAGAGCUCAAUAUGAUUCAUGGUGCAUUGGAGUUGAGGACCAAAACAGUUGAGGAUAUUAUGACACCACUGAACAACUGCUUCAUGAUCAAAUCUGAUGCUGUGCUUGACUUUAACACCAUGUCCGAGAUCAUGGAGAGCGGCUACACACGCAUCCCAGUCUACGAAGAUGAACGCUCCAACAUAGUAGACAUUUUGUAUGUAAAAGAUUUGGCCUUUGUUGAUCCGGAUGACUGCACAACACUCAAAACCGUUACUAAGUUUUACAACCACCCUGUCCAUGUUGUCUUCCAUGACACCAAACUGGAUGCCAUGUUAGAGGAGUUCAAAAAGGGCAAAUCUCAUCUGGCCAUAGUCCAGAGGGUAAAUAAUGAGGGAGAGGGGGACCCUUUCUAUGAGGUGCUGGGUCUAGUGACACUGGAAGAUGUUAUUGAAGAGAUAAUCAAGUCAGAGAUUCUGGAUGAGUCGGAUCUAUACACUGAUAACCGAACCAGAAAGAAGGUGGACCCAAAUAAAAACAAAAGGGACUUUUCGGCCUUCAAACACGAAAGUGAAUCCAAAGUGAAGAUUUCUCCCCAGCUGCUCUUAGCUGCUCAUCGGUUCCUGGCGACUGAGAUAAGCCUCUUUGGUCCACAACAGAUCUCGGACAAGAUUUUGUUGCGAAUUCUCAAGCAUCCCGAUGUCAUCCAAGAUCUACGGUUCAAUGAAAAUGACAAGCGCUCACAUCAGCACUACCUGUAUCAACGUGGCAAGCCUGUUGACUAUUUUAUUCUCAUCUUACAGGGUCGGGUGGAAGUGGAGGCAGGCAAUGAAAAUAUGAAGUUUGAGACUGGUCCCUUUUCUUAUUAUGGAGUCAUGGCAUUAACCACAUCAUCCUUGGAGUUUCGUUCUCCUUCACACCUUAGUGGUCUAAAUCGCUCUGCUUCCUUGAGCUGCACAGAGAGAGUGGACUCACUGUCGACCAGUGGUAGCAACUUGCAGCUCAACAGCACCUCUACAUCCCAGUACGUCCCAGACUUCAAUGUGCGUGCCCUCUGCGACUUGCAGUUUGUUAAGGUCACCCGUGCUCAGUACCAAAAGGGCCUUUUGGCCUCCAAACUGGACAGCACACCACAGUCCCCACAGAGCAAUCACAUUCAGUUUGACAGCAUGCUUGCACCAUCCCUGACUCCACCCAAUUCUUCAAUGACCUGCAGCGCAGCAGCCGUAGCACUCAGAGAGGAAACAAACACGACUACAACGCUGCUUAAUGACAGGAAUAGCCUGAAUAGUCAACGCGCUGCCCAACCACAGUCCUACUCUAACUCCAACUUAAAUCUCAACACCAGUACUAACUCUAGCCCUCACUCACGAUCCAACAACCACCCUCAGCCACAGACUUGUACACCUCACCUGAACAUCCACAACAUCUCUCACAGCCACGCACAAACAGAAAGCACGAUCUGACAAAGCGCAUGGGGGGCCAUGGUUGGUGCAAGGCUCCAGAGAGGACCGAACUUAUCCACAAAAAUUUGUAUGUGUACAUGGCAAUUUACAAACUAUAUGCAAUGUAACACAGAAGCACUUAUAUGGAUGAACUUUGAAGUGGGCUUUGUAUCUUCCUCAGGCCUUUCCUGCAUGCAGUCUUUUUUCUCCAAUGGCCAGUUAUUUCAGUGAAAUCUAGAAUGGAUUCAUCUAUAGCAAAGCACAAGAGAGGUCCUGCAGGUGUAGUUUAAGAUUUAGAAAUUUCAUUACUAGAUCAUAAGAAACAUUGGUGGGAUUCUUAAUAGAACUUUGUUGUUUAUGUUGUGAGCCCAGACAUUGCAUGGUGAAAACAUAUGCACACCUCCUUUUUUUUUUUUUUUUUUUUUUUUUUAAGAUAUUUUUGAAAGUGUUUUUGUAGCAUGCAAUGACAAAAAUGUCACUGAGACACUUGGGCAUUUUGGAAUGACAUAACUGUGUAACAUUUAUAUAAGAAAUGAUUGCACUUUUUAUAACCUUUAGGAAUCCUUACCAAACUCUUUGUAUGUCAUUUUUUUUUCUGUUUUGAAUAGUGAGAGCAUCAGCUUUACCAGUUAGUCAUCGGUUUAUCAGGUCUAUGGUGGACUUGGUACUUUCUAAGGAAAAUAGAAUCGCACUUGUCAUGCCACAGUUUAUCCUGAAUAGGUCAAAUUUAGUUAUGCAAAUCAUUUCAAAUAUUCUAAAUAUUUAAUACUUUAUUUAUUGAAUGACUUUCAGUCCUGAAGCAGUGUAGAGAUAUGUAACAGAACCAACCACAGCCUAUUGCAGGUAAAAAAUAGAAUAUAGAUAUUAGUAAAUUAUAAAAUAUUUAUUUGUGUCUAAAUUAAUGUUUGUGUGUGUAUAAUUUCCCCUAAUGCUUUAUUAAAAAUCAGUUUAUCAGGGCACAGCUGUAUUUAGUCCAUUUGAGGGGAUAAACCUGACCAAAAUUGUCCAGUACCAAAGCAUAGGAUUCCAAUUAUAUCUAUGUACCAGUAACAAGUUCAGCGAACAGGUUAUAAGUCAUAGUGUGAACUUUGCUCUAACAUUUGUGCAUCAUAACACUACAGCCCUAGUAAAUAGCAUAACCUCACUUGUGUUCCACAGAAUUACAGUAUGGUCAGUUGUUGUGACAAUGGGAGAACAUUGAAAUCCUUAUUGCUCAUUACUUUAAGAGAGUCUAAUAACACAUUGUAGGGCAUGCAUAACAGUCAUGUCACUGGGUUGCCCACUGGUUCAUACAUGUUACUUUAAGUAAAUUGAAUGUUAGUCUGGUACAUCCAAAGGAGCCAAGUCCAGCACUUUUUUGGUAAAUAGGUGUUUUUGUGGUGGUGGUGUGUAUUUUUAAAUAUUUUCAGUCAGUUAUUUAUAAGUGUUUUGAUGUCUUUAUAAGACAUCUGCAAAGCAAUAGAUAGAUAGAUUAUUGAACGGGUUGGUUAUAAUUUAAUUGCACAAACAGAAAAUGGUUUAUACUUUACCUCAGUUGAUAAUUGCACGUGUAGAAUAAUUUGAACCAAAAAGUGUAAUUGAAGGUUUUCAUGAGCAUAUUGGUUAUGAUAAUAUCUUAUUUUGACUAAAGGUUUAAGGACUCAUUUAUUUCCACAGAAAAAAAGGGAUUGGCCAAAGUUUUUUGCACUUUGACCUGUAUCUCUGCUGUUAGAAUAUUGUUGCACUUUGUGGUCCCUGCGUUGUGGAAUGAGAUACUCCCGCAGCUCAGAAGAAAUGAAAUUCCUUUGGGCUAGAGGUCCAACCGGUAAUCUGUUUUUAAUGUUUGUUGGAACUUUUUGUUAGAGACUGUGGAGGGGAUUGUUUUAACUUGCCUUUUUCAUUAAUGUAUCCUCAGCUUUACAGUUUGUCACUCCUGAAGGUUAAAGAUUAUUAUUGAGUGGAGCAGCAGGCUAUGGGCACAUUUUAUCAUUGUGCAUGGUUUACUUAUCAGUCUUUGUAGACAUGCAUUCUGUGUGCUGAUGCAUGAAACGGUGAGAAAUCAGCACAGUUCCUUUGACCGUUCAAAUUUGUAGAAGCAUAAGUGUCUCUCAUUUGCCUUCUGUGAAUUCAUCACAGCAGUUUCUUUUUUUUUUUUUUCAGUUUCUUCAACAGCGUCUGUAUGGUAUUGUGACCUCUCCGCGCCUUCCCUUUUUUUUUUUUGCAGAGCAAAGGCAUUUUCAGAGAUUGUACAAAGCAGAGUUCAUUAUUGUUCAUUAAUGUCUGCUUUUGUUUUAAAUGUACUGUACUUCCACUAUUAUUUGAUUGCUCUGUUUGAAGCAUUGUGCACAAAGUGUUUUAUAAGGGCUGCUGAAGGGGUUCUCAUGAACAUGACAAUAAA